UAAAUUUAUAUAUAGUGGUUUAUUAUAUAUAGCAGAAACGACAAGUUGAAUCUAGUAUAAGCACUGGAGUAUACUGCCAUUUAUUUUCUUAAAUGGGAAAAGUACUUUAUGUAUUAAACUUAAUGUAAACAUCCUGUGUGAUGUUGCAAUAUUAAGAGACCUGUUGCCUUGAACUUGCCUCAUGCUGAUCCUCAGCUCAUCAGCUGACUCUUGCAAUCAUAUUUAAACUAUGGAGGUAGAGAAGUCGGCACCCUCCAGCCACUUUCCUGACCAACAUUUGCCUGUGGAAUUUCAUGAAAUAAAUACAGAGCUCUGUGAGGAAAGAGUGACAUACUCAGAAGUGCGCUUUCCUUUUUCUUCAAAUAUACAGAAGAGAAAACAAACUAAGACUUUGAAGAAAAAAGAGUCUCAGUGGUGCCUUGCUGCCGUGGUGUUUGCUCUCCUUUAUUUAAUUGCUCUGGUGAUAGCUGCAGUUAUGAUAGCAAAGGUUCGUCAACAACAAGAGAUCCUGAAUGAUAUGCAAGCCAAUGUGAAAAAAUGUAUGUGCUCCAUCUCUGAAGAAAACUGAUAUUUUAUGCCUCCUGAAAAUAAAAUCUUGGCAUCAAAGAAAUUGUUCUGAAGCACUGAGCUCCAGUCCUAUCAAGAAAAAUAUCAAAGAUGAAUUAGAAAUGGAUGUCAUGAUAUUCAUUCUUAUUAUUCUUACAUUUAUAUAAUUAUAAAUAGGAAUUUUUAGUAUCUUAUGUUUAUAAAUAGGAAUUUUUAGUAUCUUAUGUUCAUUCUAAAAAAAUUUUUUUUUUAUGUUCAUUCAAGCAUGUUAAGCUCAAUGUAUAAAUUGGAGAAAAUCUCUUAAUCAAGCUCAAUAGCUGAAAAUACAACCUUAAGAAUGACCAUGUGACUUUUAAUUGUAAAUAUUUGUAUAUAGAGGUAAAUGCAAAUAUAUAAGAAUUUGGGACCUUUAUAAAUAAAUUUGAUGCCAACAAAUAGCUAAUAUUGAUUGUUUGCUUCUGAUAUUCCUGACACUGCUUCAGUGACUUAUUUGUAUUAACUCAUGUACUCCCCAAUAAUCCUAUGAGACAAGCAAUAUUAUCACGGUCAUAUCAAUAAGAAAAGGAGAAAAUUUUCCAACAUUGCAUAGCUAGUAAGAAUUCAAACCAAGAAUUAAGCCAAGGUAAUCCUAAAAAAAAUUU
Loxodonta africana (African savanna elephant) is the source of this 1187-nucleotide messenger RNA. RefSeq lists its product as uncharacterized. The coding region runs from base 230 to 568 and encodes 112 amino acids. The record is from RefSeq and is a predicted model, not a curated record. The transcript has 5 exons. NCBI's taxonomy places the organism in Eukaryota, Metazoa, Chordata, Mammalia, Proboscidea, Elephantidae.